GUUAGUUUUGUAAUCAACCAUAAUCGAGCUGUAGACUUAACGCGAAUUGGAUAAGUGUUCAGUUUCAAAACGUGUUUAUGAUGACGCAAAUGACUUGAAACUUUCGUAUAAAAUUUCGCAAGUUGCAGCAGAAGCGACGUGAGGGUCACAGUUCGCCCGUGAGCCGAGUUUCCCAAUCUACUGACCUUGAAAGACCUCGAAAAGAGCGAAAAAAUCAGCAGCACGUGCAAGAACACAAUCUUAUCACGCAAAAAGUCAUUACAUAUCAUAAUAAAGAAACAUUUUAACUCAUAUAUUAAAAUUAGAAUGUUUUAUUUCAAAAAAUGUUCAUGAUCGAACGGCAUAUAGUGGGCACUACAUUAAAAAAACAAAAGAAAAAAAAAAAGAAAAAAAAAAGAAAAAAAUGGAAAUAUAUAAGUGAACUUUUUCUCUUUUUCCACAAAUAUUCUGCCUUUUCAUGAUGGAACAAGUACAUGUCACGCUUUGGACGUUGUGACGUCAUUAUAUGACGUUUAUUCAUAGAAGUAUUUCACUUUUCCUAAUAAUCUUUGACGCCUCCAGCGAUAGUUGAUUCUGAGAUAACAAUUUUUGUGGAGAAAGAUAUUUGUGUUUACUUCGACAUAUCAGAAAGCUACAUCCAAAAAUUUACCACARAAWCUUUAAUAUUUAAUGCGCGGUAUUGCGAAAUAGUCACGUACAUCAGACAUGACWUGACAACGAAACAUAAUACUUGUAAACAGAAACUUCGAGUGACACCUAGGACAUAACCUUGGUUGACCGACAGCAAUAUUAUUGUCUGCUUUACAUUAGGAAUCAUUGAUAUUGCAAAAUCGAAAAGUAWUGUUGCAGAAUUCUAAUCUUUUMCUUGCAAAUACGUUUUAAAUUUCGAAAUUGUGUAUGCUUUCGUGAAAGUUCUAUUUACGUAAGGUUAGCGUUACACUAGUGAGGCGAGCAUUGUGUAGAUGGAUCUAGAUCAUGUUUCCACGCAACAUGGCAAAAUAAAGCCUGUGAUUGGCUGAAUCCAAAUCGAUGACGUAAGUACAUACAUCAAAUCAAAGGAAUAACCAUUACAUAAGAAUAAAUUACCGAAGGUUUUGAAGGUAUAUAGUAACACUGCAACUCGGGGCUUUCCCAGAAUAGAAGUGACUAAGAAUCUGCCAACAAAUAGCAAUCCGGGAAUUUCUAUCCAUUGUCUGUGAAUAACCGCCCACUUUCAAAUAACAUUUAAGAAUUUUGCCUCGUAAUGUACGGCAUGUAUUAUCCGAUGAACAACGAUCGAAGCUACAUCCAGCUAAACAGAGUUAUGCCUGYACCUGUGCUAGAUGACUCGGACAUUGAAUCCAAUCUUUCUAACGAGGAUAAUGGCAGUUUUUCUGAGUUUUCAAACCCUCACACUCCUCCUAUGAUGCGAGGGGCUACUGAUGAAGUGAAACAAGAGUUGCAAAAGGCAAUUCGCUGCAGAAGAGUAGCGCAAGGUCUGGAGGAGAUGCCAAAUCUAGAAGCGAAAAGACCAUCUUCAAAUCAGCUAUCUGUAGCCGAACUCGAGAAAAGAAGAUUACGGAGAGAGAGAAAUAAGCUAGCUGCAUUCAAAUGCCGACAGAGGCGAAAGGAGCACAUGCAGGCUUUGGAGGAUGAAACAGAAGAGCUGAAUGCUGCUAAAAGGACUCUAGAAGCAGAAAUAUUGGCUCUCAAAGACAAAAAGAAGGAACUUGAAGAUAUGUUGAAAUCACAYGAUUGUAUGUUGGUAGUAAACUCAAGUGAUGAAGAUGAGCACAAGUCAAAAUAAAGCCAUGAGUCAACAUGAGAUGUUUYACAAAGAGAGGAUCUAGUGUAUGUAGCUUCCAAGAAAACAGACUCUAAAAGAAAAGCAUGAAACAACAAGAAUGAAUAGAGCAGCCACUAUUACAGCUACAUUGCCACAAAGGACAUUUCAUGAUGUCAGUUCAAAACUUUGUCUUAUUAGUUCUGUUGUUUUCCAACCUCAAUAUCAUCAAUGAACCCAAAGGAGAUAGGUUUAACAUUCAUAGUUACAGAAACGUGACAGAGUUAAGUUUGCCAUCUUAUUAGGAGUAAGUCUACGUCCCGAGCAUUUUAGAMUUUUUACACAGAAACGAAUAACUUUUAUACAAUACAUGUAUAUCAAAAUAGAAAAGAGACUUGAUAAGUCCUAGCAUAAAUAUUAUCUAUUAUUUAUUUUAAUAUAAGCAAAAACAGCUUUGCUGGUCAAAGUGAGUAACACAUACAUACCAACAGUUUUAUUUAUGAUACAACAUAUUAUUUAGAAUAAUGUUACAAUUAUAAAUCAAAAUAGAAUUAUAGAUAUUUUCUCUAGAGGAGAUAAAUAAUUAUUAUUUAAACAGUUGAACUGACACAAAUAAAGAUGUAAAAACAGAAAA
Exaiptasia diaphana is the source of this 2396-nucleotide messenger RNA. RefSeq names its product cyclic AMP-dependent transcription factor ATF-3. Gene Ontology annotation, cellular component: nucleus. Lineage: Eukaryota; Metazoa; Cnidaria; Anthozoa; Actiniaria; Aiptasiidae. Gene Ontology annotation, molecular function: DNA-binding transcription factor activity, RNA polymerase II-specific; RNA polymerase II cis-regulatory region sequence-specific DNA binding. The record is from RefSeq and is a predicted model, not a curated record. The coding region runs from base 1244 to 1786 and encodes 180 amino acids. The transcript has 5 exons. Gene Ontology annotation, biological process: regulation of transcription by RNA polymerase II.